AUGGCCUACCUGGGACUCUUAUGUUGCUUUGCCUUUAUUAGCACCUCCUUAGGCUGUGGUGUCCCUGCCAUUAAGCCUGUCGUAACUGGCCUGGCUAGGAUCGUCAAUGGAGAAGAUGCUAUCCCUGGCUCCUGGCCCUGGCAGGUCUCUCUUCAGGAUAAAACUGGCUGGCACUUCUGUGGAGGAUCCAUCAUCAGCCAAGAUUGGGUGGUCACUGCUGCCCAUUGUGGUGUCACGACGUCUCACCUGGUGAUUGCUGGUGAGUUUGACCAGGGAUCUGAUGAGGAGAACAAUCAAGUGUUGAAGAUUGCCCAGGUUUUCAAGAAU
This is a messenger RNA of Gracilinanus agilis (Agile Gracile Mouse Opossum), 327 nucleotides long. Its product is annotated as chymotrypsinogen B-like. Gene Ontology annotation, molecular function: serine-type endopeptidase activity. The record is from RefSeq and is a predicted model, not a curated record. Lineage: Eukaryota; Metazoa; Chordata; Mammalia; Didelphimorphia; Didelphidae. The transcript is spliced from 5 exons. Gene Ontology annotation, biological process: proteolysis. The annotation marks the transcript as partial.